Pectinophora gossypiella (pink bollworm) is the source of this 6747-nucleotide messenger RNA. Its product is annotated as mitochondrial glutamate carrier 1-like. Bases 358 to 1299 code for a protein of 313 amino acids. Gene Ontology annotation, biological process: L-glutamate transmembrane transport; aspartate transmembrane transport; malate-aspartate shuttle. NCBI's taxonomy places the organism in Eukaryota, Metazoa, Arthropoda, Insecta, Lepidoptera, Gelechiidae. The transcript is spliced from 8 exons. Gene Ontology annotation, molecular function: L-aspartate transmembrane transporter activity; L-glutamate transmembrane transporter activity. The record is from RefSeq and is a predicted model, not a curated record.
UAUCAAAUCAAUAUUCUUCCGAGGCCGCGUUUGCUCCUGUCAUUCAUUUAUUUUAUUUACUGAUGCUGUGAGCGGUCUUGCUGCACGUUAUCACCACCGUCAAUCCCAACUAUGUCGUGUUUCAUCUAUUGACUUUUAUUUCAUUAUAGAUCUAGUACAAAUUCGCUGUUUUAAAUUAUUGGUGAACAUAUUUUAAAUAAAUUAUUUGGUCGAUGUCAAACUGUUUAUAAUUUCUAGCGUCAGUUUAUAUUGAAUAAAUUACGAUUGCGCGGUUCGUGUGGUCCAUAAAAUAAAUUAAACAGCUGCGGUGUGAUCAUUGAAAGCACUUCUUGUUACCUUCAAUAAAAUCCAUCAAAAAUGGCAGCAAAACAACCACCACCUCAGCAACCAACACAACAGUUUGCAUUGCUGCCAAAAAUCAUAAAUGGAGGUAUAGCCGGUAUCGUGGGCGUGACCGUGGUGUUCCCCAUAGAUCUAGUCAAAACGCGGCUGCAGAAUCAAGUCAUUGGCAAAGAUGGGAAAAAGCAGUACGAAAAUAUGAUGGACUGCUUUCGUAAGACCUACGCUGCGGAGGGCUACUUCGGCAUGUACCGAGGUUCUGCAGUGAACAUCCUCCUCAUCACACCAGAGAAGGCAAUCAAGCUAGCCGCCAACGACAUGUUCCGAUUCUACCUCACGAAGAAAGAUGGGACCCUGCCAAUUAGUCGGCAGAUGGUGGCGGGCGGAAUGGCGGGCGCUUGUCAAAUUGUCAUCACCACUCCCAUGGAACUGCUCAAAAUACAAAUGCAGGACGCGGGCCGACUCGCCUCACAAGCCAAAGCAGAGGGCAGAGAGUUCAAGAGGACUACGGCGUUGGAGCUGACGCGGAAGCUGUUAGCGGAGCGCGGCAUAGCCGGUCUGUACAAGGGGAUAGGAGCGACGGCGGCGCGUGACGUCACCUUCAGCAUCGUCUACUUCCCCCUGUUCGCCACUCUCGUCGACGUGGGACCCAAAGUAAACGGCGCCACGCCCUUCUGGUGGUCUUUCACAUCCGGAUGCAUGUCUGGGUGUUUCGCCGCUGCGUUCGUGAACCCGAUGGACGUCGUCAAGACACGCAUGCAGACGCUCACGAAAGGCAGUGGGGAGAGACAGUAUUCCGGCAUAUUGGACUGUGUUCGGUCCACUUUAGUCCACGAAGGUCCGACGGCGUUUUUGAAAGGCGCCGCCUGUCGUAUCAUGGUGAUCGCUCCGUUAUUCGGCAUCGCCCAAAUGGUAUACUUCUUCGGCAUAGCUGAGGCCCUCCUGCACCUCAAGAAGUAAACGGAGCCACACCACUCGUAUUUGUGUUCAGUUCUCUCUUUAGAUCCCUAUAAUUUCGCGCAUUGUUUGUUAAAUAUAAUGUCAAUUGCAUUUUAAGACGGUGAGUAUUGCGUUAAUUUAAAUUAUUAUUAUGCCACUAGAGUAUAUGACGUUUAAAAGGCGUAUUUAUAGAUUAUGAAUACAAUACAUGAGCCAAUACAUGUCGAUGCAUGAGUCAUGUCAGGGACCUUUGGCGGCUCAAUAGUAAUCCUGACACCAGGGUUGAUGAGGUUGGUACUUCGCCUCACAAAUCACACGAUAGAAGAAGAAGAAGAAUACAAUGCUUCCUUUCUGGACAACAGGAUGCAAUCAACAAGACAAUAAUGAUUUGGUCUCCCAAGGAAUGUAUUCAUUUUAAAUAGCGUUAUCAUAUUUGUUGUAAUGGUCCUCGUAUCACUUAUGAAGUGAAUAGAUGAAAUCUGCUAUUUUAAAUAUAUGCUAUGUGUUGCUAUUUAUGUUGCCGCUAGUAGUACUAUUAUAUAUGUAUAGGUGUUGUUGUUAUGUAACAAAUAAAUGUUGUGCUACAAGCGAAUUUCGAUGUUCUUUAUGCAUGUUUAGGGUUGAAAUACAUGCCGCACCAAAUCGCACUUGUCUAUGCAUCUAUCCUUUUCUGUCACUUAUAACUCGUUAGCCUCGUUGAUACCGCCGCGUGCAAUCGCUUUAUCUUGCUCUAGCAAAUGACGUUUCUGAGUGCCAGAAAAGGAUAGAUAAGAUAGGGCGAGUUUCAUUUAAUAUUAUUCAUACAGAUAUUAAUGACUUAUAUGUGCGUAGCGUAGCUCAAUGAUUUGUUAUUUUUUUAUACUUUUAAGAUUUAUAUUAAUUGUUUUAAUAUACAGUUUUGUUUUAAGACUAAACAGGGAUUUUAAACGUAUUCAACUAACGUUAUCACUGCUGGAUAGAAAUUUAAAUUAAAAAGAAAAACACUUCACAACGUAAUUCUCUUUACCCUAGUUUAUAACUUGAUAUCACACCUGGCAGAAGCAUUUCAAGAAUAGUUAAAAGCAGUAGGUAAAAGGGAAUGUUUUCUGUCAUGCGGACUUAUUUGCUUGUAUGAAAAUUCAGUCUUUAAACCCAAAGUAUUUUUUUUUUAAAUAUCUUUAUUCAGUAGGUAACAUAGUUACACUUUGAAUCAAUUUUUACAUAACGAACGUCUCAUCCGCCUAAAACUACUGCAGCUUCUCACAACCUGUAUAGCCGGGGAAAAGAAACUGCAAGAAAAACCUCGGCACUACCGUGAGCUUUGCGAGUUUCGCGCCGUAUUCUGGUAAUACCACGGGCAACAAAAUGUAUGUAUGUACGCAGGAACUCGUACUAUGUAGGAACUCGAAUAUAACUAAGAAUUCUAGCCCAACUGUGAGAAUGUGGACAUUGCUCUUUACGUGCGGUUCGCAAGUGUGACUUAACUCAGUGUUCGUAUAUUGACGAACGAGACUUGGGGUAUGCCUCUUUCGCACUAAAAUACAGCUUAGUAAGAAAGAGACGAGAGAUAUAAAAAAAAUAAAAAAUAUAUACUUUAUUUCGGACAAUUUUACAUGCUAACAAACGUAAACACAAAAUAAAAUAGGUACUAAAAACUAAAAAAACCACCACCAUAAUGACACACGCUUAGAUACCGAUGGGUCCAGUGCUUAAUAAAGAUGCUGUUCCACCUGUCAGCUAUAACAGCCAGGACCAUCCACCUUCGCGUCCGCAAACAUACCCGAAGCACAUAUUGAGCACAUUGCGCAUAAACGCAUAUUGGAUAAUGUUAUUCUAACCUUGCUACGUUACAUAGGGUAUAAUAACGGGGACUUUACAACAAUGUUGAGAGUCAGAAAAGUGACAUAUGAGCGAGUAGCCGUCAUAACGCGAAGAUUACGUUUAAAAUCCUACGAAGUGAUAUUAAGUAGCUUACGUUGUUAAUUAUGUUAACGCCAUUAUUUCUUGCUGUGAAAUUUUAAUGUGAAUAAAAUAAUUAGAUGACUGACACAUAGUGUACGGGUUUUCCAAGCAACUCAAUAGUUGGUAUUCUCGAGGCUAGUUCUUCUUGCCUAUAUAAGCCACUGUCCAUUAUGUAACUUUGCACAUGUUUGUAGAGCUGCAACCAAAGCAUGUCACAUAUAUCGCGCUUGCGAUAAAUGAACCAGCUCUAUUAAGUAACGGUUUAAUAAAGGUUUAAUACGAUCUACUCUGAACCGGCGUGCGUGUAUGAAGCGAUUGAUGAAUGUGGAGGAAGCAAGAGAAGUGUGUCAGGAUCGAAGCAAAUGGAAUUCUAUAGUCUCUGCUUACCCCGGUGGGAAAUAGGCGUGAGUCUAUGUAUGUAUUAGGUAACCGACGAAAUAACCAGUUCAAUUGGUUCAUUUGGCAUCGCGCGCUACAUGCAGCUGUCACGUUACAGGUCUAGGAGAAAAAAAAAUGUUAAUUGUGUCUCAAUGUAUUCAAUGUGGAACUUUACACUGUCUAUCUGAUCCAAUAUAGGCAGAGCACUAUUUUUAGUACUUUUAAAAUUAUGACAAGUAUAUGUUAUUUACCUGCCAGUGCCAGCAGCUAUGAGCUGUGGCGCUGUCACAUUAUUAAAAAAGCUAGCGUAUUCGGAUCGAUUAAAAUUCUGUCAGACUUUUUAAUCAAAUAAGAAAAAUGUUCAUGGAUUAAUUCAAAUGUUAAUCAAUUAUUCUAAUGACAAUAAUAUAUGAAGAGUAGUGUUGUGUGGUUGUAAUUGUAGGAUAGGCGCCCAUUUGCAAUGAGUCAAUUCAUCAAUUGUAAGGUCAACCUGAUAUUUAUAUUUAUUUAAAAUUAAUUUAUGCACGUUUCAUGAUCAUGUAAAGCAAAUCGUUAUCGUGAAAAAUAUUAUCAUUUGUUCGCCUCAUAUAGCUAACUCGUCGCUUUUAUCGAAUGUGUUAUUGCCAUAUGUACCCAAAAGUUGUUAUUUUUAAGGAUUCAUUAAUAUUUUCUGACUGUAAUUUAUUGUUAUGUUAUGAUGUUUUUGUAAGUGCAAAUCAUAGACAUUUAUGAACCAACUUUUUUUACCGCAAAUUAUCUACUCGACCCGGCUUCACCUUGGUACAAUUUUUGCCGUAUCUUAUUACUAGAGAACUUUAAUUUUUUAAUAGAUUAUCGUUUUAUAAUUUAUCUUGGACCCAGUGUAAUACCCAUGAAUCCAAUUUUCCAUAGCUGUCAAAUACACACACGUUGUUUGUUUACUUUUAGCUCGCUUCUUUUCCUUUUUAUUGGUACGGCGGAAAGGCCAGAUAAAAUAAAUUGUAACCAGUAAAGCUCGCUCCACACAGGUUGUAUAGGCAGCCGGACCAGUUUUUGUUUAUAAAGUUCGAGUUUGCACGCGUUCAUACAGAAAUCCACCGCGAUUCUGUAAUACAAAAUCUCGCGGUACCGCGUCUGUGUGGAUUAGGCUUCAGUGUUGUAAUGUAAAAUCAUAAUUUUGUUUUGUAGAUAGUAUAUCAAAGUAUUUGAGAUGAUUUUGUUUUAAUUAUAUUCUUAUAGACAUUGUGUUGGUUCAUUAUUUAAUUUAUUUUUUAAUUAUAAACAUAUUAUAAUUAGAACAAUUACUAAACUGGUGGUAUUAUAGUAGAAUUUGGUAGACAUACAAAAAUAUCUUAACAAUUCAGUCUGUCGAGCAAUACUUGAGUCUUAUGUUUAACAAUAUCGUAGGUUUUAUUAGCUGGUAGUCUCUAUUUAGCAAAAUGAAUUAUUGAAAGUUAGUCUAAUGGACAGACAUCAUGUAUCGGAAAUGAAUUUAGCAAUGAUACGUGUCUCCUUAAAAUACUAAGUAGUUAGAAAAACCGAGAUAUUAAAAUUAUUUGCUUAAUGAAAUUGUAAUUGAAAGGUCUACCUUCUUUCAUAAUAUGAAUUAUCUUAUUUAUUGUGGUUUUAAAGCUGCUGAUUUCGGUAGAGGUCAUCUAAUUUUAUUUUAAGUUUUCUUAUUCACCAAAAAGGAAAGGGACGGGUAAUCGACACUCAUAAAAUUUAUGGAUCACAAGUUAAAUUAAUGCAGGAAUAUAAAAAUCCGUCAAAAAAAAUAUAUUGGCCAAUAACCCGACAGAAUUAAGUUGACAGCACACGUCAAACAGAUUGCAUAUGAGCGAGAUGUCAAUUUUAUUUGCCCGGGGUUCCUUUCAUUCUAAAAUUAACAGUUAUCAAUCAUCCGUUCCUUUCCUUUUCGGCGAAUAAGAAAAUGUCAGGUAUAACUUAAAAUAAAAAUAGGAGGCGUCUGCAGGAAUCGGGGCCAAUAAUCAUCACGUAAAUUAUGUUUAUACUUUUCAGAACAAUAGGGUUUGAAGGUUGUGGCCUCGUUUGUUUCCUCCAAUUUUAAGAAUUUUCAAAAUCUAUUUUUUUUUGGCUUGUAUUUAUGUCAACUAAAAGAUUUGACUCUGUACGGCAUUUUAGAAAUUUUCAAAAUGGCGGACAGUAGAGGCAGUAAAGUCCUCAAACCCUCUUUCUAAAGUAUUAGGUAUACAAACCCAAGUAGCCAAAUCUAAAAAUAUACAGAAAAAAUCUCGUCAAUUAUAUUGUAAAUAACUAUUAUUGUAUUACAAUACAUUGCGGUGUCCAUUUUUAACCAACUUUAUGAAAUGCUAACUUUUGGUUGUAAAUAUUAUCAAUGAGGGACUUUCCACGCUACGUUUCCCAAAGAACAUAUAGAUGAUGUUGUACGGUCACGAGUACUAAUGUAUACACUUUGAAACCAUGUCACAUUAACUUUUUUGACAAAUUAAACCAUCAGUCUCAUUAAAUGUCAAUUGUGAUAGUGCGACAAGGUUCUAAAGUGGGUACAUGAUAUUGCUCAUGACUGUACAGAGAUAACGUGAUAUUUACCUACUUUCUCGUUACUCGAGUACAUAAUUUUUCAAAUACAUAAUUUAAUGGCAGUAGUAUGUAUAAAAAUAAUUCUUGCUUGUUAUUUGAAUCAGAAUAAUGUAGUAACAUAUAAUGGGUGUUAUAACAAGGGUCAUCGUUUAUACCCAAAAACAAAGAAUAAAAGAUACAUUUAUGUCUGUUGUUGAUGAAAUUAGGAAGGUUAAACGAAGACAACUCUGUACAACGCCAUAUAAUCAUAUAUAUUUGGGGAACGGAGCCUGAAACUGUGCCUCAUCAGAAAGACUUAUUUAAAUAUAAUUAUUUACCUAACCAUACAAGGCCUCUGGCAAAAAUAUAAUAUUAUUAAUAAAGUCAAGAUUUUCUUUAAGUAGGUAGGUAGUUAUUUUAUAAAUUAUUAUACCCUUUCCGAUCGGACACGACUCCAGAUUGAUAUUGUCGUUUAUAUUAUGUACCUAUAUGCUUAAAUAAUACAAAGUCAUACAUAUCUACUACAAAUUGUCGUAGAAUGAGAUGGAUAGAAUUGUAAACCUGUGGAUUUCGCUUUGUUAAAGUUAUUUGAAUGUUCAAAAGUAGAUAAACAAUGUUGUUCUGAAGUUA